UGAUCGCCAAGCCUUGCUAAAAUGAUGAUUCACCUUAUCAAUGGCUUUCUCCAUCUGCUGUUUAGCGAUGGAGGCGGGACAGAAGAGUGGUCCUUUAUAAGCUUUUUCCCUGUUAGGAGUGCUGGACGCCUCUAAAAAUCAACUUCUUUAUGGUCUUCCUUUGGAUUUCUGAAUCCGUUCUCUUUUUGCUGUCGCUCCUAAAGGCUGAGGUCAAACUCUGAUUCUGUUCGGCUGGAGAUUAUCUUUCGGUCAACAUGUAUGCACGUUGUUUCUUACCCAUGGAAGUGCCUUUAUUCUCCUGUGUUAGUUGGUGGUUUGGUCGGGUGUGAGCAGGUUGUAGUUUUGCUGCAGUGUUUGUCACUAUGGGCUGUGUGUUUUCCUUACCGGAUGACAGACUAGUUGCUGUAGACAGGUCUUCAACAACUAGGGACACAAGUUUUAUUGAAAAAAUGAAGAAAACGGGCAAGAACAUUGUGGUGUUUUACGGCUCGCAGACAGGAACAGGUGAAGAGUUUGCCAAUCGACUGGCUAAAGAUGCUCAUCGCUAUGGGAUGAAGGGAAUGUCGGCAGACCCAGAAGAAUAUGAAAUGGCUGAGCUCUCUCGUCUAAAUGAGAUUGAAAACUCUUUAGCAAUCUUCUGCAUGGCCACGUAUGGAGAGGGCGACCCCACUGAUAAUGCUCAGGACUUUUACGAUUGGUUACAGGAGGGCGAUGUUGACCUCAGUGGGGUUAAAUACACCGUUUUUGCACUGGGCAAUAAGACAUACGAGCACUAUAAUGCCAUGGGUAAGUAUGUGGAUAAGAGACUGGCAGAGCUGGGAGCUCAGAGGAUCUUUGAUCUGGGAAUGGGAGAUGAUGAUGCAAAUCUUGAGGAGGACUUUGUUUCAUGGAGGGAGCAGUUCUGGCCAGCUGUGUGUGAACAUUUUGGAGUUGAAGCGACUGGUGAAGAGUCCAGCAUUCGGCAGUACGAGCUAAAAGUACACACUGAUCUAAACAUGAAUAAGAUCUAUAGUGGAGAGCUGGGACGCCUGAAAAGCUUUGAGAACCAGAAGCCGCCUUUCGAUGCAAAGAAUCCCUUUCUGGCAUCGGUCACAGUGAACCGCAAGCUCAAUAAAGGCGGUGACAGACACCUGAUGCACAUAGAGCUAGACAUCACAGGAUCUAAGAUAAGAUAUGAAUCAGGAGACCAUGUUGCUGUAUAUCCCAUCAAUGACACUACCAUUGUGACGAAGAUUGGUGAUAUCCUUGGUGUGGACCUUGAUACUGUUUUCUCUCUAAACAACCUUGACGAGGAAUCCAAUAAGAAACAUCCAUUCCCUUGUCCCACAACAUAUCGAACUGCAUUGACUCACUAUCUGGACAUCACCAACUCUCCACGCACAAACGUGCUGUAUGAGCUGGCUCAAUAUGCCUCUGACCCCAAAGAACAGGAGAACAUGCGUAAGAUGGCCUCCUCCUCACCCGAAGGCAAAGCACUAUACCAGAGCUGGGUGCUGGACUCGUCUAGAAAUAUUUUGGCUAUUCUAGAAGACUUGCCUUCUCUGCGGCCGCCCAUCGAUCACCUCUGUGAGCUUUUGCCACGACUGCAGGCCCGCUAUUACUCCAUUGCAUCUUCAUCCAAGGUGCAUACCAACAGCAUCCACAUUUGUGCUGUAGUGGUCGAGUAUGAGACCAAGACGGGUCGUGUCAACAAAGGGGUAGCCACUAACUGGUUAAAGGGCAAAACGCCAACCGACAAUGGACACAAGGCUACAGUACCCAUGUAUAUACGCAAAUCUCAGUUCCGCUUGCCCUUCAAAUCUACAAACCCAGUUAUUAUGAUUGGACCUGGAACUGGUAUCGCACCCUUCAUGGGCUUCAUUCAGGAGCGGGGCUGGCUCAAAGAACAAGGUAAGGAUGUAGGAGAGACAGUGUUGUACUUUGGCUGUCGUCACAAGAAUGAGGACUUCUUGUACCAUGAAGAACUUGAGGAAUUUGAAAAAUCUGGAGUUUUGACUAUGCUCAAUGUAGCCUUCUCCAGAGACCAAGAACAAAAGGUGUAUGUACAGCACCUCCUGAAGAACAACAAGGAGACUAUUUGGAGGCUGGUUCACACCGAAAAUGCCCACAUCUACGUUUGCGGAGAUGCUCGUAACAUGGCACGAGAUGUGCAGAACUCCUUCUAUGAGAUUGCUGAGGAGCUGGGCGGUAUGACCCGCACACAAGCUGUAGAUUAUAUUAAGAAACUGAUGACUAAAGGACGCUACUCGCAGGACGUCUGGAGUUAAAGGGCAAAGCAAUGUUCCUGUUCGAAACUAUUCUGUUUUGGGAAUUUUUAUAAGGAUAGGUUUAAAUAUGUUUGCUAUUCUGUGACAUGUUUGUCUAGGAAUGGAAAACGUUGAUGCCACAGCAGUGAAACCAUACAGAAUUCAGAAGCUGAUUUAAGGGGAUUUGUAAAACCAAAAAGCAGAGAAAAACAGCACAGACAUUGAGUAGGAUAUUGACCGUUAAAUUACAGAUUUUAAUUCGAAUUAUGAUGUAGUGUUUCAUGCAAUUAAAGGGAUGAAUGUAGCUUGUUCAUAUUAUGCAUACUCAUUUUUUUAGCCGGCUAGUAACUGUUUAGAGACUUUAUGGUUAUGCAAUUGAUGUUGUUGCACAUGAGACAAAAACAUGUUUGAAAUAUGAAAUAGACUGAUAUCCAUUGUCUUUUCAAACUAGUCAUUUCUAAAAAAAUUCAUCAGCCGUGAGAUUUAAUACAAAAAUGCAGUUUUUCUGUGAAGGUGGACAACAAAUAAGCUUGUAGUUCUCCAAAGUAAAAGCGUCUUAAAUCUUUAGAUUUUUCCUUUCCUACUUUGUGUAUGGUUUUAAUUA
Messenger RNA from Paramisgurnus dabryanus, 2850 nucleotides. It is a transcript of the gene porb, whose product is annotated as P450 (cytochrome) oxidoreductase b. Gene Ontology annotation, biological process: response to hormone. Lineage: Eukaryota; Metazoa; Chordata; Actinopteri; Cypriniformes; Cobitidae. Gene Ontology annotation, molecular function: FMN binding; NADPH-hemoprotein reductase activity; flavin adenine dinucleotide binding. The record is from RefSeq and is a predicted model, not a curated record. Gene Ontology annotation, cellular component: cytosol.